Messenger RNA from Ogataea philodendri, 777 nucleotides. RefSeq lists its product as uncharacterized. The coding region runs from base 1 to 777 and encodes 258 amino acids. The transcript has a single exon. Gene Ontology annotation, molecular function: RNA binding. The record is from RefSeq and is a predicted model, not a curated record. NCBI's taxonomy places the organism in Eukaryota, Fungi, Ascomycota, Pichiomycetes, Pichiales, Pichiaceae.
AUGUCGUCUACUGUUGUUGCCUCUGGCAUUCCUUUGGAAGUUUCCGAUUCGCAAAUUGAGGAGUUUUUCUCCUUUUGCGGUAAAACCAAAUCGAUUGAGCCUGUUGAGAAGGGCGAUAAAACCAAGGCUGUGAAGGUUGAGUUUGUGAAUGCGAGUGCUGUUUCUACGGCCCUGUUGUUGAACGGUGCCGAAUUGGGUGGUGGCAACAUCAAGGUUGUUGAGGAAGGGCUCAGUAAACAGCCUGUUGUUCCUGCCAGCGGCUACGUGGGCACCCAGAGCGCAGACUCCAGUUCUGCGGGCUCUGCAACUACAGACAUUGCGCAGGAGGACAAGCCGAAAUCGACGAUUUUGGCCGAGUACCUGGCAAACGGAUACGUUUUAUCAGACGGAUUGGUGCAAAAAGCGGUGGAGUUUGACCAGAAGAACGGCAUUUCGAGCAAUUUCAAGCAGUUCCUGGGCAAUUUGGACUCCAAGUACCAUAUUCAGGACAAGAACCAGCAAUUGUACCAGCAGGCGAACUCGCAGCUGGGCCUGGACGACAAGUUUGCGCGCGGAAGAACCAAACUGGACACCUACUUUGACAAGUUCAAGAACGAUAAGUACGGGUCCAGGAUCCACCGGUUCUACACGGACGUGACGAGCGACGCAAAACAGGUGCACGAGGAGGCCAAGCGGCUAGCCGAGUUCAAGAAGGCGGGCCACGAGUCGAAUAUUACGCCGGAGUCGUCCACGGUGAAGCUUGCUAGCAACGUGCCGUUGGAAGAGCCCAAGAAAUAA